Molecule: messenger RNA, 1077 nt
Organism: Heterostelium album PN500
Lineage: Eukaryota; Evosea; Eumycetozoa; Acytosteliales; Acytosteliaceae
Exons: 4
Coding region: 1-1077 (358 amino acids)
Source: RefSeq, a predicted model, not a curated record
AUGGUAGAAGAAAAAAAAGAAUAUCUCUUAAAAGAUAUUGAACCUUAUUUAGAAUGUCUGUUUACGUGUUUUAAAAAUAAAUUUGCAAACGAUAAAAAUACAUUCGAGUGGGAUGAUAGAAAGAAUGAUGUUAUGUACCAACAGACGUUGAGUGCAAUCGAGCAUCUAAUAGAUAACAAUCAACUCUCAAAGUUCAGAGACACCCUCAGAAUCAUGGAGAAUCCACUGUCGUUCUCUUGUAUUCUACUGGACCUGAUAGCAAUGACAGAGCCACUGGUUCCAUACGAACAACGUUUGAAAUGGAUAUUCUACUAUCAUGCCGAGAAUAAUCUUGAAUUAUUAAAGGAUAUGAUACCAAUGUUACCAGAUUUAUUUGAUUUAAUGUAUCAUAUCGGUGUUGAGCAAUCGAAAAGCAAUCAUUUCACACCCAAAUCAAUUGGUUUGGUAUUUGGUGGGCUAGUAGUACGUCCACCUCUUAGUUAUAGUUUACAACAAGGACAACAACAGCAACAACAACAACAGCAGCAUAAUCAAGAUAGACAAAGUGUAGAUAUUAGUUUAAUAGAAGAUUCAUGUAUAUCAUCAAAUAUAUUUGAUAGUUCAUUUGAAUCUGAUUAUGGUGAUGAUUUAAAUAGUAAUUUAACAGAUAACAACAACAAUAAUAACAAUUACAAUAACAGUAAUAAUAAUAUUAUAAAUAUAUCAGCUGAUGCAGUUGCAGGUACUUCAAUAACGAUAUUUUUAAUAGAAAACUACAGUCAGAUAUUUCCAGAGAUUAUGAGUGAGAUCAACGAGAAGGAAAAGAGGAUAAAGGACAAGGCAGAGGAGACAAAGGAACUGCUGGAGAAGCGGUACAAAGAGUUGCGUGGAAAAGUACACGAGACCAUUAGGAGAAUCAAACCGAAACCCGAGGAAUCGGCAAGAGAUAUCGUAUCAAAGGUACUCGACGACAAGGAGUACAAUGAAUUCGUACAGAAACUACAACGCUACAAAGUACAUCCAAACGGUCGCAUCAGUAUAAAGAAAGAAUUACAAAAACGAACUUCUUUAAAUCCAUUCCUCUUUGACAAAGAUUAA